AUGUUCAUCCACUACUUGUCUGCAACCAUACUCCUAUCGAGCAUCGUCUCGGCUGGCUCAAUUUGUAAAACCACCCCAUACGACACAAUCUGGCCCACGGAUAACUAUUGGACUGCCUUGAACCACUCUGUCGGGGGUGCCUUGAUCAAAACCCGACCAGUAGCGUCUGCUUGCUAUGACGGCAACCCCUUUUCUUCCGCUUUGACCUGCGAUACUAUUGAUGCCGGCUGGUCAUCUUCCACAUUCCAUGCAGGCUUUCCGGAAUCCAUCGACUAUCCAUUUUGGGCCAACAACUCCUGUGUACCUCCGAGCGAGUACGCAUACAAGAACGAUGGAUGUAAGCUUGGAGGCUUGCCUGAAUUCAUCCUCAAUGCUACGAUUGCCGAACAGGUCGCAACAGCAGUGAAGUGGGCUAGCGCGCGAAAUAUUCGCAUCAUUGUCAAAGGAACCGGGCACGACCUGAACGGAAGAUCCAGCGGCGCAUAUUCGCUGUCGAUUUGGACUCAUCAGCUUCGAAACAUCAAGCUAGACAAGCAGUGGCCACGGCCGUCGACCAACAUAACAGAGAGCGUCGCUAUUCUCGAGAGCGGAAACAACUGGGGGCGCGCUUUGGAAGCCACAGCCGCAGCUGGAAGGACACUUGUCAGUGGGCAGGUCAAGACAGUCGGUCUCGGCGGCUUCAUCGGCGGCGGUGGCCAUGGCCCUCUUUCGAGUCACUAUGGUCUCGCCGCUGACCAGGUCCUCCAGGCUACAGUAGUCACAACAACCGGUGACAUUCUCGUGGCAAAUGAGUUCCAGAACCGAGACUUGCUGUGGGCAAUCCGAGGCGGCGGACCGGGUCUCUAUGGAAUCGUCACGGAGUUCGUCCUUCGCACACACCCCAUCCCAAGCAACGUGGUCCAGACAACUUUGUCCCUGAGCAUGACUGGAAACGACACCGGAUCUUCUGCCUCCGCAUCUUGGGACGCCAUGGCAGUACUUUCCAGCUUCCUUCCGGACCUGAUGGACACUGGCGUGGCAGGCUUUGGCAACGCGGCAACGUCGAAUGUUUCGCCCAAGUCUUCCAGCGGCGUCGUUCAGGGAAUCGGAGCAACCUUUACUUUCUUUAGCUACAACACCACGGCGAACGAUCUCGUUUCAAUUUUGAAUCCGAUUCGAGCCCGCAUGUUGCACAGUGGAAAUGCCAAUCUCUCGGUGGCUAUCGCGGAGCCGACGGUCUUUUCCUCGUACCUCUCCUUCAUCGACGACCUCAAUGAUCCCGCCACUCCCGUUGCACAGAUCAGUCUCAUCUCCAGCCGCCUGCUCGGCCGCAACGAGCUGACUGAGAUUCCCCUGUCAAAGCUUCGAUCCCAUCUGCAAGAUAUCACCAAGUCUCAGGUGGAAGGGGGUACUGCUGCACUGGUGUAUGGUCUUCAGGGUGGAUUGGGGCCCCGUCAGGUCGAGGCGAGCAUGCGAGGCGCUCUGACUCCUGCUUGGAGAAGCGCCUACAUCCACCUGAUCAGCUCUGGGACGUAUAUCAACACGACGGACACUACACCGCAGGAUGCCUUGGCCAAUGCUGCGGCUUGGGCUGAAGAGAACAAAGAAGCAGUGUGGCGGAAGUGGGCGCCGGGAACGGGUGCGUACAUCAAUGAAGCCAAUCCAUUCAAUAGCAAAUUUCAAGAGGACUUUUAUGGUGGCAAUUAUGACCGCUUGCUUGAGAUCAAAGACAAGUACGAUCCCACGGCCAGCCUUUAUGUCCGGUCAGGAGUCGGAAGUCACAAGUGGGACUACAAUUUGACGGCCAGUAAACUUUGUCCUAAGUAG
Colletotrichum fioriniae is the source of this 1806-nucleotide messenger RNA. The record is from RefSeq and is a predicted model, not a curated record. Lineage: Eukaryota; Fungi; Ascomycota; Sordariomycetes; Glomerellales; Glomerellaceae.